Peromyscus leucopus (white-footed mouse) is the source of this 1622-nucleotide messenger RNA. It is a transcript of the gene Ppm1n, whose product is annotated as protein phosphatase, Mg2+/Mn2+ dependent 1N (putative). The record is from RefSeq and is a predicted model, not a curated record. The coding region runs from base 30 to 1241 and encodes 403 amino acids. The transcript is spliced from 5 exons. Gene Ontology annotation, molecular function: protein serine/threonine phosphatase activity; manganese ion binding; magnesium ion binding. NCBI's taxonomy places the organism in Eukaryota, Metazoa, Chordata, Mammalia, Rodentia, Cricetidae. Gene Ontology annotation, cellular component: cytosol; nucleus. Gene Ontology annotation, biological process: positive regulation of canonical NF-kappaB signal transduction; negative regulation of canonical NF-kappaB signal transduction; positive regulation of canonical Wnt signaling pathway.
UGGAACCUUCCUGACCCCGCGGCAGGAGGAUGGCGGCCUUUGCCCGCCUGCUGGAGCGUCUCGGGUGGUCCCCUCGAGCUCAAGAGGCAGCGAAGCAGGAGGCAGAGGCGGAGCGCAGGGGCCCCGGCGAGCCUGGGGGUCUCUUGGCUGCGCCCCGAUGCUCGCAGAGGCUACACGGGGGUGCGGCAGCCGCACCCGGCUUGCGCUUCGGGGCGAGCGCAGUGCAGGGCUGGCGCACGCGCAUGGAGGACGCGCACUGCGCUCGGCUGGCUUUGCCCGGCCUGCCGUCGGGCUGGGCUUUUUUCGCAGUCCUUGAUGGCCACGGCGGAGCGCGGGCCGCGCGCUUCGGGGCGCGCCACCUCCCAGGUCACGUGCUGGGGGAGCUGGGUCCGGCGCCCCGGGAGCCGGAGGACGUGCGCCAGGCUCGGCGUAGCGCCUUCCUCCGCGCAGACGCGCAUCUGCGCGCGCUCUGGCCCCGCAGCGACCCCGGCGGCUCGACGGCGGUGGCGCUGCUCGUGUCCCCGCGCUUCCUCUACCUGGCGCACUGCGGGGACUCGCGCGCGCUGCUAAGCCGCUCGGGCUCCAUGGCUUUCUGCACCGAGGACCACCGUCCCCACCGGCCUCGGGAACGGGAGCGCAUCCACGACGCGGGUGGUACCGUCCGUCGCCGGCGCGUUGAGGGCUCCCUGGCCGUGUCCCGAGCCCUAGGCGACUUCGCCUACAAGCAGGCACCCGGGCGGCCUCCUGAGCUGCAGCUCGUGUCCGCUGAGCCCGAGGUGGCUGCGCUGGCACGCCAGGCCGAGGACGAGUUCGUGCUUCUGGCCUCCGAUGGCGUGUGGGACACUCUGUCUGGGGCGGACUUGGCGGGGCUGGUGGCGUCGCGCCUCCGCCUGGGCUUGGCCCCGGAGCAACUCUGUGCGCAGCUGUUGGACACGUGUCUGUGCAAGGGAAGUCUGGAUAACAUGACUUGCAUGGUGGUCUGCUUCCCAGGGGCCCCCAGGCCUUGUGAGGAGGCCAUCAGGAGGGAGAUGGCUUUGGACGCAGCCCUGAGCCACAAAGUUGCUGAGCUGUAUUCUUCUGCUCAGGAACCCCCAUGCCUGAACACGGUUUUCAGGACCCUGGCGUCAGAGGACAUACCAGGCCUGCCGCCCGGAGCCGGGCUGCAUAGCAAGGCCACUGUCAUUGCUGAAGCUUACUCUAAGCUCCGUCAGACCCCAGGGCAAUGUCAAGAGAAGAGGUGAGAUGGUGCGGAACCCACGGCACCCACGGUGCCCACUCAACCCUUGACUUGAACCCCUUGGCCGUCCUCUGGGGACCAUCUGCACAGCUCAGGGGAAAAUCUGUCCUUUCCUACCCUGAGAGGCAGAGGAAGGAAGGCCAGCCGUGGAGGAACCUAGAUCCUUCAUUUCCCCUUCUCCGACUUCCCCUCACCAGAGUCUCAUGAGGGGGGAACUCCACCACCAUCAAAAAAAAAAAAAAAAGCCAGCCGAGCGCAGUUCCUUUUCUCCUCCUUAAUAUCUAAAGCCAGACAGAUCUUAAGAGAUCAAUGUGUAACAGCCUAUUUUUUUUUACCUGUUCUACAAGGAGGUGGUAAGACCUCUGAAUAUUAAAUUUUAAUCAAU